UGUGGAGUAAGAGUACAAUAUUACAAAUCAAAAAUGAAAUUCUUGAUCGUUGCUGUUGCCUUUCUGGCCUGCGCCAGUGCCGAUGUCUCUCAUCUGUCGGGCUACAACUACCAGGCACCCGCCCCCGCUCCAGUCUUCCACUCAGCACCUGCUCCCGUCCAUUAUGAGGCUCCCGCUCCGGUUCACAUUGAGGCUCCCGCUCCAGUUCACAUUGAGGCUCCAGUGAACUCCUACAUCCCACCCGCACCAGUGUCGAUCCCUGCUCCUGCUCCAGUUCACAUUGAAGCCCCCGCUCCAGUGUAUCACUCUGCCCCCGCUCCAGCUCCAGUGUACCACUCUGCUCCCGCUCCAGCUCCAGUUUAUCACUCUGCUCCCGCUCCAGUUCACCACUCUGCUCCAGCUCCAGUCCACUAUGAGGCUCCUGCUCCAGCUCCAGUCUACCACUCCGCCCCUGCUCCCGCUCCAGUCUACCACUCCGCCCCUGCUCCCGCUCCAGUUCACAUUGAGGCUCCAGUGAACUCCUACAUCCCACCUGCACCAGUCUCAAUCCCAGCUCCCGCUCCAGUUCACAUUGAAGCCCCAGCUCCAGUGUACCAUUCUGCCCCCGCUCCAGCACCAGUGUACCACUCUGCUCCUGCCCCCGCUCCAGUGUACCACUCUGCACCCGCUCCAGCUCCCGUCUACCAGCCACAUCAGGCGAUCGAGGAGAUCGAGCAGCCCUCUGUCGAUGGUUACCGUUACAAGACCGUGCGUCGUCGCGUCUACCGUCGCAACCGUCUGUGUAUCCAAAUCAUAUUAGCAGCUGAAACGUUCCAAAAACUUCUUGUUGUCGCCUUCGCCCUUUUGGCCGUUGCCCACGCCGAUGUCUCGCAUCUGUCGGGUUACAACUACGCCCCAGUGGUCCAUCAUCCAGCUCCAGCUCCUGCUCCUGCUCCUGUGCCCGUGAAGGCAGCUCCUGUGCCACAGCCCAUCAACUCGUACAUUCCCCCCGCACCUGUGGAUGUGCCCGCACCGGCUCCCGUCCACAUUGAGGCACCUGCUCCAGCUCCCGUCCACAUUGAGGCUCCUGCCCCAGCUCCCGUCCGCGUUGCCCCCGCACCUGCUCCAGUCAACCAGUACAUCCCACCCGCAGCCCCUGCACCCGUCCACGUUGAGGUUCCCGCCCCAGCUCCAGUCCGCGCUGCCCCCGCACCUGCUCCAGUCAACCAGUACAUCCCACCUGCAGUCCACGCUCCCGCUCCCGCUCCCGUUCACAUUGAGGCUCCCGUCAGGGCUGCCCCAGCUCCAGUCUUGGCUCCCCAGUCCGUUCUGGAGGAAAUCGAGCCCAUCUCUGCCGAUGGCUACCGUUACAAGACCCAGCGUCGUCGUGUGCUCCGUCGCCGUCUGUAAAGUGUUUCAUGCCUUCCAUUUUUUGGCGAUGACAAGAAGCUAAUUCAAUAAAAAAUUAUUAAGUUUGUGUAAAAGAA
Messenger RNA from Drosophila innubila, 1466 nucleotides. RefSeq names its product skin secretory protein xP2-like. Bases 34 to 1389 code for a protein of 451 amino acids. Lineage: Eukaryota; Metazoa; Arthropoda; Insecta; Diptera; Drosophilidae. The transcript is spliced from 4 exons. The record is from RefSeq and is a predicted model, not a curated record.